This is a messenger RNA of Eucalyptus grandis, 3166 nucleotides long. Its product is annotated as probable L-type lectin-domain containing receptor kinase S.5. Gene Ontology annotation, biological process: protein phosphorylation. Lineage: Eukaryota; Viridiplantae; Streptophyta; Magnoliopsida; Myrtales; Myrtaceae. The record is from RefSeq and is a predicted model, not a curated record. Gene Ontology annotation, molecular function: ATP binding; protein kinase activity; carbohydrate binding. Bases 556 to 2667 code for a protein of 703 amino acids. Gene Ontology annotation, cellular component: plasma membrane. The transcript is spliced from 5 exons.
UAGAAGGAGAAGGAGAACACGGUUUUCCCUAGGCGGAUAGUUCCUAUCCUUAUCUUGGUCGCUCUCCAUUAGCCAGCAGUAACUACCAGUCCGCCAUUGCCGGCCACUGACGAGCCUCCUCUUUAAAAAGAACAAAAGCAGAGGGCAUGGACUGAGGAGAAUUGCGGCCUUUUUUGGGCGUCCAGAAGUCGCUCCCUCCAGGAUUCUCUCCGAGCCAUUUCUUUCCUUUUCUUUGCCAAUCCUCGCCGUCGCAGGAUCGCCGUGUCGUCAUUGUUGGUUCAGCAAGCGCAGCGAACCCUGUUUUGCCCCUGUUUUUGGGCUGUCAAGAUCCGAAGCAACUCGUACGUGUUUGAAGCUUCAUGGCCGGCGUGCACUCUCAUCGGCAAUACUUUUCAAACAUGUAAACUUGACCAGCAACCGCAACCCAGAACUCCUCCUUGGUAAGAAGUGGGUAUUGAUGGCUGGCAGUCAGAGGGGAGAGUAAGCCGUAAAUUUGGUGGUGGUUCCGGGGUGAGCAAAGGCGAUGCUUGGUUUAAAGCUUUGGGGGUGUAAGUCAUGGAUGGAACCUUAUUUCUUUUUGAGGUGAUGCUAGCGGUCCGGAGAAUUGCAACAAAAACUUUCUUUUUCCAACACAACCGCGUGGAAAUUGCUAGGGUCUCUUGUGUCCAAACCAUGUUCUUGCUUCCGAUCCUUGUCUCACUCUUCCUUGGAUCUCAGCAAGCUUAUUCCUCAACUUCCUCUUCAAGUCUUGAGCCUACAAGUUUCUUUUUCCCUUCUUUUGACCAUGGCUCUUGCACCGGUAAAGAGCUCAUUUGCAUGGGCUCAGUCAGCUCGCGAGAUGGGUAUUUGAACAUCACGCCAGAGAAAGGUAAUUCGAGCCUUGCGUCGAUGCCGACAAACCAGGUAGGGCGGGUUCUUUAUUCCCAACCAGUGGCUGCUUGGCCUGCCAUGAUCUCCACCACGUUCACCGUCAGGAUCACCCCACCGCCAAAUUCCACAGUCUCUGGUGACGGGAUGGCUUUCCUUUUCGCACAGGAUAAUAGCCCCUCACCGCCGAACAGUACUGGCUCAUACAUGGGGAUUCUUGAUCGGUCUACUCAAGGUGGUGUUGUUCGACAACUAGCCGUGGAGUUGGACACUUACAUGAACGAGUUUGAUAUUGACGGGAACCACAUAGGCAUAGACACGACGAGCACUACUAACUCAGUCGUUGCCCAGAGCCUAAAGAGCACAGGAGUGAACUUAAGAAGUGGAAGGGACAUCACGGUCGAAAUUGAAUAUGAUGGCUAUAAAAAUGAAUUCCAAAUCUUAAUAGCAUAUUCUGGGAAUUCACUAACAAGCGUUCUCAAUUAUUCGAUCAAAAUGUCGGAAACGGUCCCUAGGCUCGUGUAUGUGGGCUUUUCGGGAGGCACUGGUCCUCUUCCCGAAAGCCACCAGGUGAUUAAUUGGGCAUUUAGCUCUUUUCCUUUAUCUACAGUGGAAAAGCGGCUCAAGAGAGACAACAGGAUCAAAACUAUAUUGGUUUUGGUCGUGCCAAGUGUGAUGACGGUAUUGUUCAUCAUUAUAUGCGUCUACCUCGUUAAAAGAGCACCAAGGAAGAGAGACAAGAAGGACACCGACAUAGAGAGCCAAUCGAGGGUGGCUGCGAACAUUCCAAAGAUGUUCACCUACAAGGAGCUAGCAAAGGCCACUCGCAACUUCAGCAAGGAGAAUCUGCUCGGGACUGGCGGUUUCGGAAGCGUUUACAAAGGGGUGAUCUCAGAUCCUCCGGUCGAAAUAGCCGUGAAAAAGAUCUCGGCAACCUCGAAACAAGGUGAAAGACAAUAUUUGGCAGAGAUAUGCACAAUUGGGAGGAUGAGGCACAAGAACAUAGUGCAACUCCAAGGUUGGUGCCAUGAGGGGGAACAACUUCUAUUAGUCUACCAAUACAUGGCCAACGGUAGCCUUGACCGCUUUAUCGGCAAGUUGUCCCUCAAUUGGGAGACUCGAUAUGAGAUUUUGACUGGUAUAGCCUCAGCGCUACUCUACCUCCAUGAAGAAUGUGGGAACCCUGUGGUCCAUCGGGACAUCAAGCCCAAUAACGUCAUGCUAGACGCCAACUACAAUGCCUACUUGGGUGACUUUGGGCUUGCGAGGCUGAUCCAAAGCGACGCCUCAUCGACAACUAUGCUUGCAGGCACCCCUGGGUACCUAGCCCCGGAGGUGGCAUACUUAGGGAAGGCCACACCGGAGUCGGAUGUGUACAGCUUUGGGAUGGUGGUCUUGGAGGUGGUGUGCGGGAAGAGGUCAAAGGGGAUCACAGAAGAGAACAACUUGGUGGAUUAUGUGUGGAGUCUUUACGGAGAAGACUCGCUCCUGGAGUGUGUAGAUGAGCAAAUGGAAGGCCAAUUUGACGAGGAGCAAGUGGAGAGGGCACUGAUAGUGGGCCUUGCUUGCCUGCACCCGUACUCUGCAUGCAGGCCGAGGAUGCGAAAGGUGGUCCAGAUUUUCUUGAACCCGGAUGAGCCACUAAUGGAGUUGCCCAAGUCCCGGCCUAGCAUGGCAUUUGUGCCAGUCUCAUUCUCGGGCUUGACCACCGUUGGCUACUCCUCCACCUCUAGGACCAAAUCUGCCUUCGCUCGCUCACCGCUCAGUUCACCACAGGAGAUAGAACUCAAUCAUGAAUAGGGGAUGUCGGGGUUGCGUUAAUGGUCUUGACAACUAAAGAUUGUAUCAGAAAAUUUCAAGUGAGAGUCAUACAUGAAUAAGUUUUACUAUGUAUUAUGCUACAAUGUGGUGCAGAAUGGAUACACUUUGAAGCUAGGUGUGUUGUAUUUACAUUCCUCUAUGAAUAUUAUGUUCUUAUGUGGAAUCAAGUUGGAGUCGUUCAAGUCAUGCCGCCUCAUUGCAGGAGUUACAUGGAGCAUGCGAAGAAAAAGACCCACUUAAAUCAGGAACGAUUUACAUAUGUCAAUUCAUAUAUUUAUGAAUUUCAAGGCUCAUGGCUCAAUUCACCACCAGAGAUAGAACUCGAUCAUGAACAGGGGAUGUCGGGGUUGCGUUAAUGGUCUCGAGAAUUAACAUUGGAUUAGAAAAUUUCACUCGAUUCAUAUAUGAGUCAUAUAGGAAUGAGUCUUACUCUGUAUUAUGCUAUGAUGUAGUGCAAAAUGGAUACUCUUUGAAGUUA